Messenger RNA from Stylophora pistillata, 1368 nucleotides. Its product is annotated as polycomb group RING finger protein 5-A. Gene Ontology annotation, molecular function: metal ion binding. Lineage: Eukaryota; Metazoa; Cnidaria; Anthozoa; Scleractinia; Pocilloporidae. The record is from RefSeq and is a predicted model, not a curated record.
AGACAGUUCAGCUGUUAAGUCUGAAAAGAAAUUCCCGCUUUGACAUUGGCUCCUUUGUUUCCUUAUACGGGAAACUUCGUUGCUCGAGACUGCCGACCACGUGACUAGAAGACGUAUGCGCGCGUUUUGACGUUCGCUGCAACAACACUGCAGAACUGUGAGAAAGAAUACUGUACGGUCUACUUUCAAAUGGCUGUUCUUCAAUCAAACAGGGAGAGAAAACUCAAGCUUCAAGAUCUGAACUCGUUCAUUACCUGCGAACUUUGCAGUGGAUAUUUGAUCAAGCCAACGACGAUCACAGAGUGUCUUCACACAUUCUGCAGAUCGUGUAUCGUGAAAUACUUUCAAGAUAGCGGCGACAAUAGAUGCCCCAAUUGCUCGAUUCUCGUUCAUGAGACCAAUCCGUUUGAAAUGCUCAGGUCCGACAAAACAUUAGAGGAUGUUAUUCACAAGCUUGUUCCCAAGCUACAAGAAAGUGAACAAAAACGUGAAAGAGAGUUUUGUAAGCGCAAUGGCGAUACCAUAGUAAAAGCAAAGGAAAUGGUAGAUAUGAAGCGAUCUCAAGAUUCCGAAACUGAGGAGCCUGACGCUAAACGAAUAAAGAUAUCAGGGACCGAUGAAAACUUCCAUCGCGAUGAUCCUCAGAUCGGAGUUUGCCUAGAAUGUCUUGGUGACGAUUCUGUUGAAGAACAGUCCGUGAGGAAACUGGUGCGUAAAUACAUCCGCUGUUCAUCAAGACUGACAAUAGCACACGUCAAGAAAUUCCUAAAAAUGAAGCUCGAUCUCAAAACUGCUGAUCAGGUCGAGGUGAUGUGUAACGGGGAAAUCAUGGGUAAAGACCACACCCUGGAGUUCGUGUACAUGACAAGGUGGAGAGUAAAGGAAGGAUCUGUCCUCAUUCUUCAGUACAGACCAAGAUUAGACUUUUAGACACACGAGAAAACAGUUAUUUAUAACGAAAGGCUUUAUAUGGUAUUUUUAAAUGAUAUAUAUAUGUAGAGUAUGGAAACUGUUCGAGCUCGUCUUCUAUCUUAUAUUUAGCUUAAACGCCAUGCACGCGUCGUUUCAAUUUUUUAUUUAUCUCCGUCUUAAAACUCCAAAAGAGGACGGUAAUAUUCGAAUAUGGUUUCACAAAAACCUAGACUCGUGACUGAAACGAAAGUUCUUCAUUAACCCAUCUUUAUAUUCUUAAAUUUAAGUAAAACCUUAAAUUCAUAUAACACAAAAAGGAAAGAUUUUACUGUUUAGCAAAAUCUGUUAAACCAUUAAAGCAACAAAAAUAUGCAAUAGAGAUAUUUUCGAGAUAAAUAAUGAGGGAUGUCUAUCGUUCGUACCGAGUUUGGGUUUUGGUCGAGGGUCGAGGGUAAA